CUCCGGUACAAUUUGUUGUUUAUCAUGUCUGGACGCGGCAAGCAGGGCGGCAAGGCUCGCGCCAAGGCCAAGACCCGCUCCUCCCGGGCCGGCCUGCAAUUCCCGGUGGGCCGAGUGCAUCGUCUGCUGCGCAAGGGUAAUUACUCGGAGCGCGUGGGCGCCGGCGCCCCGGUGUACCUGGCGGCCGUGCUGGAGUACCUGACGGCCGAGAUCCUGGAGCUGGCGGGCAACGCGGCGAGAGACAACAAGAAGACGCGCAUCAUCCCGCGCCACCUGCAGCUGGCCAUCCGCAACGAUGAGGAGCUCAACAAGCUGCUGGGCCGCGUGACCAUCGCGCAGGGCGGCGUCCUGCCCAACAUCCAGGCCGUACUGCUGCCCAAGAAGACCGAGAGCCACCAUAAGGCCAAGGGGAAGUAAAUGAGAUUAAUCUUCUGAGAAAAAAAAAAGGCUCUUUUCAGAGCCACCACUUCAUCAUUUGAAAGAGCCUUUUCCUGACUUUUCUAAGUAGUCCUAGCAAUCCUUCCAUUUUCACCUUCCUAUUUAUUUUAUAAGACUUUAGAAAUUAAGAUCCGUAAUAAGAGUUAAAA
Rattus norvegicus (Norway rat) is the source of this 587-nucleotide messenger RNA. It is a transcript of the gene H2ac23, whose product is annotated as H2A clustered histone 23. The transcript has a single exon. The record is from RefSeq and is marked validated. Gene Ontology annotation, cellular component: chromosome; nucleosome; nucleus. NCBI's taxonomy places the organism in Eukaryota, Metazoa, Chordata, Mammalia, Rodentia, Muridae. Bases 25 to 417 code for a protein of 130 amino acids. Gene Ontology annotation, molecular function: structural constituent of chromatin; protein heterodimerization activity; DNA binding.